Messenger RNA from Trifolium pratense (red clover), 492 nucleotides. RefSeq lists its product as uncharacterized. The record is from RefSeq and is a predicted model, not a curated record. NCBI's taxonomy places the organism in Eukaryota, Viridiplantae, Streptophyta, Magnoliopsida, Fabales, Fabaceae. Bases 1 to 492 code for a protein of 163 amino acids. The transcript has 4 exons.
AUGGGAAUGGCGCUACCUUCUCUCUCUGCCAACACUAGGGCAGUUCAGAAAUUUUCUGAACAGGAUGAUGCUCAAACUCUCUGCAUAUCCAAUCCCAACAUCACUAGUUUGACAGUAGGUACCGACGAGUUUAGAGAAGCUCAUAAUUACAAAGUUGUUUUUUGUACUCCAAAACUUAUUUCUCUCAGUAUCACUGGCCGUCCUACUUACCUAGCCCUUUCUUCAAGCAAUUUACCUUUUAUAGAAGAAGUUCUAAAUUUAGUGACAACUCAACCUCCUUGCUUUGUUAGAUUGAAGUCAUUGAAAGUGGAGUUGAGAUGUGAUUCAAAGAUAUCUAGUGAGGAAGUUAGAGGAAUGGUAAAUCAUUUACUUCAAAAUUCUCUACAAACCAGAGUUGAUAUCAUUAAGCAGCCAUGCGACCUCUUUGGUAAAAUGACAAGACGGUGUUGUUAUGAAAAAUUGAUGAUGCUUUAUGAAGGAGAAGAUUGGUAG